CAAUCACCUGAGCCUGACUCAUGAUCACACAGUGGGUGUAGCACUGCAGCUGAUACAAACUUUAAUAGAACUCACAGAAUAUUGUGAAUACCACAAGCAGUUCAAACCGAACCAGCAAAAUGCCACUUUGUGGAGGAGCAAAUGAGCCAGAAGCGGCGACAGAAGAGGUGCAAGCCAUCUGUGAUCAGGUCAAGGGAGAAGUGGAACAACAGGCCGGUGUGACCUUUGACAUCUUCCGGGCAACCACCUUCAGCUCACAAGUGGUGGCAGGGACCAACUACUUCAUCAAGGUGGAUGUAGGUGGUGAGAAGUUCGUGCACCUGAAGGUGUUCAAGGCCCUGCCACAUGCUGGCUCUGGUCUUAAGGUCAGUGGCCUACAGCAGGACAAGGGAAAGGAAGACCCCAUAGGCUACUUUUAGGUGCACCUGAUGAUUCCUUCUACCAUGAAAGAGGACAAGGAAAUCAUGGAAAAGCAUGAUAGAUAGAUAAAUAGAUCUGUUGGCUUGAUUAGUUUGGUCCAAUGUGCAGAAAAUUAAUUCAAUUAAUCAAUUCAGUGGCAUAUUGUUACAGUACUGCUUGUCUUCCCUGUUAGUUGUUAACUAGACUACUAGUAUUAGAUGUUUCCUCCAGAAACAUAAGAUUUUUAUGGCUAAGUGACAUAAGGUUUUAAGAUUUUCACAGACCAAAUUUAAGUCACUAUAUAGUUAUAUAGCAAAAAA
Molecule: messenger RNA, 719 nt
Organism: Branchiostoma floridae (Florida lancelet)
Lineage: Eukaryota; Metazoa; Chordata; Leptocardii; Amphioxiformes; Branchiostomatidae
Product: cystatin-B-like
Exons: 3
Coding region: 120-419 (99 amino acids)
Cellular component (GO): cytosol
Molecular function (GO): cysteine-type endopeptidase inhibitor activity
Source: RefSeq, a predicted model, not a curated record